Molecule: messenger RNA, 3567 nt
Organism: Eleginops maclovinus (Patagonian blennie)
Lineage: Eukaryota; Metazoa; Chordata; Actinopteri; Perciformes; Eleginopidae
Gene: mcm2
Product: minichromosome maintenance complex component 2
Exons: 18
Coding region: 70-2742 (890 amino acids)
Biological process (GO): double-strand break repair via break-induced replication; mitotic DNA replication initiation; DNA replication
Cellular component (GO): MCM complex; nucleus
Molecular function (GO): 3'-5' DNA helicase activity; ATP binding; single-stranded DNA helicase activity
Source: RefSeq, a predicted model, not a curated record
GCGAAAACUGACUCCCGGCAGGAAGAAGAAGUUUCUUUUCAAGAGGCAGAGAGAGACAGUCGCGGAACAAUGGCGGAUUCCUCCGAGUCAUACCACAUGGCCACCAGCCCCAGCAGAGCCACUCGGAGAGGAGACAUGACCUCCAGCCCGGGGCGAGAUCUGCCACCCUUCGAGGACGAGUCUGAGGGGCUGCUGGGAGAUGAACCACUUCCUUUAGAGGAGGAGGAAGAUGGGGAUGGAGAGGAGCUGAUUGGGGACGGCAUGGAGAGGGAUUACCGAGCCAUCCCAGCGCUGGAUCAGUACGAGGCGGAGGGUCUGGAUCUGGAGGACGAGGAUUUGUCGGAGCUGUCGCCCAGUGCCCGAGCCGCCGCUGAAGAGGCCAUGAGGAGGAGGGACAGGGAGCCGGGCGCAAGUGGGAGGCUGAGGAGAGGACUGCUCUACGACAGCGAAGAUGAGGAUGACGAACGCCCUGCAGCUCGGAGAAGGAGAUUGGCUGAACGUGCAGCUGAAGGCAUCGCAGAGGGAGAGGACGAGGAAAUGAUUGAGAGUAUUGAGAACCUGGAGGACAUGAAGGGCCACACGGUGAGGGAGUGGGUAUCCAUGGCAGCUCCCAGGCUGGAGAUCUACAACCGCUUCAAGAACUUCCUGCGGACCCACGUGGACGAGAACGGCCACAACGUGUUCAAGGAGAAGAUCAGUGACAUGUGCAAAGAGAACAAGGAGAGUCUGGUUGUAAACUAUGAAGACCUGGCAGCCAGAGAGCACGUCCUGGCCUACUUCCUGCCAGAGGCUCCAACUGAGAUGUUGAAAGUUUUUGAUGAAGCAGGUAAAGAGGUGGUGCUGGCCAUGUACCCCAAAUACGACCGCAUCGCCCACGAGAUCCACGUCCGCAUCUGCAACCUGCCGCUGGUGGAGGAGAUCCGCUCACUCAGGCAGCUCCACCUGAACCAGCUGAUCCGGACCAGCGGCGUGGUGAGCAGCUGCACCAGCGUGCUCCCCCAGCUCGGCAUGGUGAAGUACAACUGUAACAAGUGUAACUUCGUGCUGGGCCCCUUCUUCCAGUCCCAGAACCAGGAGGUGAAGCCGGGCUCCUGUCCCGAGUGUCAGUCCCUGGGGCCCUUCGAGAUCAACAUGGAGCAGACUGUGUACCAGAACUACCAGAGGAUCACCAUCCAGGAGAGUCCUGGGAAAGUGGCCGCCGGACGCCUCCCCCGCUCCAAAGACGCCAUCCUGCUGGCCGACCUGGUGGACAACUGCAAGCCCGGAGACGAGAUUGAACUGACGGGCAUCUACCACAACAACUACGACGGCUCUCUGAACAUGGCUAACGGCUUCCCGGUGUUCGCCACUGUGAUCUUAGCCAAUCACAUCACUCGCAGAGACCAGGGCGUCGCUGUGGCUGAGCUCACCGACGAAGACGUGAAGGCCAUCGUCGCCUUGUCCAAGGACGAGCGCAUCGGGGAGAGGGUCUUUGCCAGCAUGGCGCCGUCUAUCUACGGUCACGAGGACAUCAAGAGAGCCCUGGCCUUGUGUCUGUUUGGAGGAGAGCCCAAGAAUCCAGGUGGGAAACACAAAGUGCGUGGAGACAUCAAUGUGCUUCUGUGUGGAGACCCGGGAACCGCCAAGUCCCAGUUCCUAAAGUACGUGGAGAAGGUGGCGAGUCGGGCGGUCUUCACCACGGGUCAGGGGGCAUCCGCUGUCGGUCUGACCGCCUAUGUGCAGAGACACCCCAUCAGCCGCGAGUGGACGCUGGAGGCCGGAGCGCUGGUGCUGGCCGACCGUGGAGUCUGUCUGAUCGACGAGUUCGACAAGAUGAACGAUGCCGACAGGACGAGUAUCCACGAGGCCAUGGAGCAGCAGAGCAUCUCCAUCUCCAAGGCUGGCAUCGUCACCUCGCUGCAAGCCCGGUGCACCAUCAUCGCCGCCUCCAACCCCAUCGGCGGACGGUACGACCCCUCGCUGACCUUCUCAGAGAACGUGGACCUGACGGAGCCUAUCGUGUCUCGUUUUGAUGUCCUUUGUAUCGUCCGAGACACCGUCGACCCCGUGCAGGAUGAGAUGUUGGCACGUUUUGUCGUUGGCUCCCACAUCAAGCAUCACCCGAGCAACAAAGAAUCGGGCGUGGCCUUGGAGGAAAUGAUCCUGCCCAACACGUCCGACGUGCCGCCCAUUCCCCAGGAGCUCCUGAGGAAGUACAUCAUAUACGCCAAGGAGCGGAUUCAUCCUAAACUGAACCAGAUGGAUCAGGACAAAGUGGCUCGCAUCUACAGCGACCUGCGCAAAGAGUCCAUGGCGACGGGUAGCAUCCCCAUCACCGUGCGUCACAUCGAGUCCAUGAUCCGCAUGGCCGAGGCUCACGCCAAGAUGCACCUGAGGGACUACGUGCUGGAGGACGACGUAAACAUGGCCAUCAGGGUGAUGCUGGAGAGCUUCAUCGACACGCAGAAGUUCAGUGUCAUGAGGAGCAUGAGGAAGACGUUUGCUCGGUACCUAGCCUUCCGCAGGGACAACAACGAGCUGCUGCUCUUCAUCCUCAAACAGCUGGUGGCCGAGCAGGUGGCCUACCAGAGGAACAGAUACGGAGUCCAGAACGACACCAUCGAGGUUGCAGAGAAAGACCUGCACGAUAAGGCAAGACAGAUCAACAUCCACAACCUGACAUCGUUCUAUGACAGCGACAUCUUCCGCUCCAACAAGUUCAGUCACGAUGGAAAGAAGAAACUGAUCCUGCAACAGUUCUAGGAGCCCGACUCCUCCUCAUCAGUUGUGCUUCAUAAACUCUAUUUCAGGGCCCAAAAGGGGUAAAAACUAAUCCUUGUUUCCUUAAGGUGUGGACUCCAGGGUUAGACUUUCUAUGUCUGAAUGGAUGAAAUUGUUCUGCUGGAGGAAGCAGGCGGUAGUAAGAUGGUCAGAGAGGGUAAAAUGCAGCAGUAACACUCCAUAAACAUGAUGUUUUGGAGCUUUAAAUGUUGUGUUGACCUGAUUUGAAUCUUAAAGUAGCAUUGAGGAAAGAGGGGAUGUUGAAGAAGAUGGAGAUGGACAUUCAGAAAGUCACUUGUCACCACAUGAAGAGUUUGGGUCCAAAAUAAAAGCUAUUUUUGUAAAACAACCCAAAUGAAAGUUAUUUGGAAAAAAAAAACCCUGUACAUCAGAAUAUAGAUAAAUAACAUAACUUAACUCUUCAGAUCUUUCAGAAACAAUCAGUGAUGACAUCACUCUUCCUCCUGCAUUUUCCAUCUUCCCGUCUCCUUAGCCGCCCUCAGGUAGGGCCCAUUGUAAAUAAAUGUACAUGUUUACGUCUGUUAUUAAAAAAACAGGAUUACUUGUUUCACUUGAUUCCUCUCUGUUACGAGCUGCUGUUUAGACUCUCUGACACUUGCAUUUCAAGCUUUUUUUGUUCGGUGUGUUCUGAGUUUGUUCAUGUGAAGUGAAUAAAAUGGAAAUGUUAAGCCUCCAUACUUGGCAAAAGUGAAGAUUUGGAUAUGUUGGAAAUUGUAAUAAAUAACACACAAAGUGCUUAAAAUAAAUGUUGGAUUGUAGGUUUUGAUAUUAAAUAUUUGUCCAACA